Ophidiomyces ophidiicola is the source of this 1413-nucleotide messenger RNA. RefSeq lists its product as uncharacterized. Gene Ontology annotation, cellular component: membrane. Gene Ontology annotation, molecular function: monoatomic cation transmembrane transporter activity. Lineage: Eukaryota; Fungi; Ascomycota; Eurotiomycetes; Onygenales; Onygenaceae. Gene Ontology annotation, biological process: transmembrane transport; monoatomic cation transport. The transcript has a single exon. The coding region runs from base 1 to 1413 and encodes 470 amino acids. The record is from RefSeq and is a predicted model, not a curated record.
AUGGCUUCCCAAACCCAAGCCCAAGACACCGAUCAGCAUGUUGUUACGGACGGUGCUUCUCGGAAUAACGCUCCGUGUUCAAACGAAGCAAACCACGGCGAUGAUCUGAUUACCGCAGUCGAUCCUCAUCCCAAUACAACAUCGGAUGCCAAUGCCCAAGAUCCUUUAAGCUUAGGCCAGCACAAGAAGACCAUGCUAUCUCGAUCUUCGAUCAAGGCCACUUACCCGACUGGUAAUCAUAGAAAGAUCCACAAGUACUAUACUCGACAGAAUGCCCUCAUCGAUCAAUUCCUCCAAAGUAACGAUGAAGAAAGUUUGGCUGCACAAGAUUUCCAAAAGAAUGGAGCAAAGGUCAAGUGGGCCGUGAAUCUGAGUUUCAUGGUAAACUUCUGUUUGUUUAUCAUCCAAAUGUAUGCGGCCAUUUCGACCGGGUCCUUGUCGCUGUUUGCGACAGCAGCGGACGCGUUCAUGGACCUUGUCUCAUCGAUUGUGAUGUUGAUUACGUCGCGAAUGGCGGCUCGCCCAAAGCCCCACAAGUAUCCGGUUGGUCGGCGUCGGAUCGAAACGGUCGGCAUCAUUCUCUUCUGCGCGUUAAUGACGACUGUUGCUAUCCAAUUGAUCAUCGAAUCAGGCCGAGCCCUUGGCGCCCGGCGGUCAGAAUCUGGUGACGAAUUGCAUCUCAUCCCGUUGAUCUUCGUAGGCGUUGCUAUUUUCUCUAAAUUCUGCCUUUUCUGUUAUUGCUUUUGGCUCCGGAGAUACCCCGCCGCGCGGAUCUUCUUUAUCGAUCAUCGAAACGACUUGGCUGUUAAUAUUUUCGGCUUGAUAAUGUCCGUCGUUGGCAAUCGAUUCGUUUGGUACCUCGAUCCCAUCGGUGCCAUUUGUAUUGCCCUUCUCAUCCUUUUCUCCUGGGUUUCCACGGCUUUUGAGAACGUUUGGCUCUUGGUUGGCAAGGCAGCACCACGGGAAUUCGUCAACAAAUGCAUCUACGUUGCGCUCACCCAUGACAGCCGUAUCCAGAAGGUAGAUACUGUAAGUCUUUCUGCUUAUCUCCCUUUCCCAUACGACCCCUGUUCCGACCGCUGGGACAGCCCCACCAACUCCGUGCAACUAACAUCAAAUGUUAUUUUUCAGUGCCGAGCAUAUCAUGCGGGGGAACUCUACUACGUGGAAGUAGAUAUCAUCAUGGAUCCUACCACCCAGCUGAAGGACUCACACGACAUCAGUCAGGCUCUGCAGCGAAAACUGGAGGGCCUUGCAGCUGUUGAACGAGCGUUUGUGCACGUAGAUUAUGAGGAUGACCAUAACAUCCAUGAGGAGCACAAACCACUUUUUGAUCCGGCAACCUACCAGCAACCAAGGACGGUGAAAGAGUGGUUAAGGGACGUAUUGAGUGGUAAGCGGAAUCAAAAUUAA